CAAAAUGGCCGAUAGUAAACUAACCGAUCAUACAGCGUCUGACAGUCAUCAAGGGGUUAUGCAUGUUUUGUUUACAGCUUGAGAAUAUCAGCCGCGCAAAAAGGACACUCGCCUUUCCGCGUUUUUUUCUACAAUUAACAUUUCGCCUUUCGGUGAUGUCAUUUCUUAUUCAACUUAGCCUUGAAAGCCUCGAAGAACUAGCUCGCUAAGCUAGCUACCUUGCUAGCCUGCUAGCGGUAGGUCUGCAAGAAUUUUUGCACAGAAGCACUUUAUGUCCUUUGUGAUUCCCGAGACAGGAGAAUCAGGAAAGGGAACAGCAGUUCAUGGAAGACAAGAAAAAGAAGAAAGAAGAUAAAAAGAAAAGGGAAACCUCUCAGAAGGUGCCAGAACAGAAAAUCAAAGUGCCAGAAUCAGCCAAGCCCUCCUGUACCCAGCCGCUCGCCACCCCAGGCUCAGUGUCCCCCAGCCCUGGCCCUAUUGCCCCCUCAUCCCCCAGUCCUGGUGCAGCUGGGGUUUCUGCACAAGUUCCUCCUGGUGGUGGGAACAAUGCAAAGCAGCGGACUGCUGUGGCCAACGGACAGCCCUCCUCCCCCUCUGGAAGCCAGACCUCCCAGCAGCAGCGAUACAUGUCCAGAGAGGUACCACCAAGAUUUCGCUGCCAGCAGGACCACAAAGUGCUACUGAAGAGGGGCCAGCCACCGCUGUCCUCCAUGCUGCUGGGGGGAGGAGGAGGGGAAGGGGGUGCAGGAGGGGUUGGAGUAGGCAGUGGCUGGGGAGCCGCCUCACCUCUUUCCUCACAGGGAGCAGAUAACCCCAAUGCAAACACAGCUGGAGCCACAGAUUCCAACCUGGGUUCAUCCUCUCCUUCACCCCCCACCUCCUCGUCAUCCUCAUUAUGUGUCGCUGGUCUGUCGCCGUCUUCUACUACUACUACUUCAACUUAUGCAAAUUCCACAUGGGGGGCAGGCUCUGUCAGCCAGUCCUCCUCUCAGGGCUGUGGGAAGGUGAUUGUGGAUGGGACUGACCUGGAGGAUUGGCCUAGCAUCCUAGGCGGGGCCAAAUUGAAUUCUGAUGGGGCUGCGGGAGGGACGCAGGAGCAAGACUGCCCCGGUAACAACAACAACAGUAGUGCCUCAUGGAGCGAGAGAAACAUCCAGCAGAAAGGAGGAGCAGCAGUAGGAGGAGGAGGAGGAGGAGCAGGGAACAUGGACAAUCCCUCCCCACCUCGUUCUUCUCCCCUAUCCUCCUCGUCGUCGCUUAAUGAAUGUGUUCAGUCAAGUGGUGGUGUGUGGGGAUCCUCCACCUCCUCUCAGGUGGAGGCAGGGCUGGGAUCAGCAGCAUUUUACAAUUCCAAAGUCUCCCAUCUUCUUCCUGGGCCUCAGGAGAGCCCUGUAGGUGGCAACAGCAGCGUCCCUGGUGCCAAUUUCAACCCCAACGUGAACCCCUCCGCCUGGCCCGCCCUAGUACAGGGCGGGACACCAACUUCGGCUAGCGACGGCCUUCCUUUACACGCGUCCAUUACAUCAGCUUCCUCGUUCUCUGCCAGCACCACCCUCAUCACCACUCACUCUCUUUCAUCUGUGAAUCAAACUGGCCUCCAUAGGCAGCACACUGACACAGCUGUGGUAACCAGGAGUGGAGAACAGCAGCAGCAGCAGCACUUGGGUAACCCAGGACUGGAGCUGGGUUCAGACGGAGGUGCGGGAGGAGUAGGGACAGGACCAGGACCAAAUCAAGAGGGUGGCAGUGAGAGGGAGAGUGUCACUGGUGUUGAAGAAGGGAGUGGGAAUCUCUCUGGCUCUUCAUCCUCUUCCUCUGCUGCCUCUUCCUCUUGGAGAUCCAUGCCUCCAGUGUCCUCUGACCUCAGUGCAGGUGUCUCACAGGCAGAUGGGUGGAAGGGAGGAGGGACUGGAGCUCAAGGGCAGGAAGGGAAUGUAUGGGGCUUUGGUAGCCAGGGUGACAAGGCAGGGUGGGGUGGGGGAAAUGACGGUGGCUCAAAUACCCCAGUGGUAUCUCAGGGAGCGUGGGAAGACGGGAGUUCAGAAGCAGAGUGGGGCGGCACAGCGGGAGGUGUAAGUUCAAGUAACUUAGCAAUAGGAAGUGGUAGAGGAGGAGACGGAAGCAGCAGCAACAGCAGCAGUAGUGGAGGCAGCGCGGGUGUCAGCAGCGGCAGCGUUUUGCCGGACUCUGCCUCACCAAAGUUUGCAACUAUAACAAAAGCUUGGGACAAUCAGAAAGGGAUGGAGAGUGGGGAUGGGGCAGUUGGGGAGUGGGAUGGAGGAGGAGGAGGAGGGGGGCAGGGUGGAGGCACUGGAGGUGGAGGACCUUCAUCCUCUAGUGGAGGAGGGUCCAUAGCUGGAAGCAGUGGAGGAGGGAGUGGUAGCGGACCGAAGCAGGAGCAAGCCUCGUCUGUGCACAACCACUCCCAGCAGACCUCCAAUGCUGAAGUGGCCUUACUGAGCAUGCUCAAUCGAUCUGACUUGGAUCCCAGGGUUCUGUCUAACACGGGCUGGGGGCAGACCCAGAUUCGACAGAAUGUGGCCUGGGACCUGGACACCAAGGCGGGAGCAGCAAACAGAAAUGAAAGAAGCACUUCUUCUUCUUCCUCUGCAUUCUCUUCAGGAACCAUGAACACUACCACUAGUCGCGGUCCUGGGUACCCGUCUAACACCAGUUCAAUAACUAAUGAUCCAUCUGCUGGCAGUCACUCGACCAGCAUGAACUCUGGCCCCACCUCAGUGAGGGAUGGUUGGGAUGGCGGUGCUCCACAGUCCACUUGUGGUUCUCACAUGCCUGGCAGCACUAUAAAGAAGCCAGGAACACCAGAAGAUGAUAUGGAGGGCAACCAGGCAAAGGCAGCUCGAGGCUGGGGUGAACUCCCACCUGAAAACCAGGGCAAAGGAUGGGGGACUGAAGAACAACAAUGGGGGGAUCGCAGAAGAGGUGGAGGAGGAGGAGGGGGAGGGGGAGGGAACUGGAGAGACUUUGGAGAACAGGGUAGUGGGUGGGGCGAUGGUCCAGAAGAAAAAGGGACAGGCGGAUGGAAGGGGACGGGAAGAGGAGAAGUAAGUGGUUGGGGAGGGAAAAGCGGAGGAGGAGGAGGAGGAGGAGGAGGAGGAGGAGGUGGUGGUGGAGGAGGAGACUGGGGACAAAGAGACUCCGUACCUGGAGGUGGGUGGGGAGACGGGCGGGGAGACGGGCGAAACAGAGGUGGAAGCAACUCUGAUGAGGGAUCUUCCUGGGGUAAUAUGGACGAAGGGGGAUCUCAGCGUGGAGGAUGGGGAGGGGGAGAUGUGGGUGGAGGCAAAUCCCACCAGGACUGGGGGAGUGCCAAGCCCCACGCAGCAGCAGCAGCACAGAUACCAAACAGCCAAGUGGCAACAAUGAAAGCCCCAAAUCAACAGCAGCACCAAUCACAGGGCCAGCAGCCACCAGGAGGACCCACACAAGGAGGGUGGAACAGCCGGCCUAGCGUCGGAGGUGGAGGCACACCAUCCAAGAAUCAGAACCAAAGUUCGGGCUGGACCUCCGGCCCAAUCCCCCAAAUCUCCGGCGGCGGGGGUGACACCCUGGAGCCAAGCGGCUGGGAAGAGCCGUCUCCCCAGUCCAUCAGCCGCAAAAUGGAAAUCGACGACGGCACUUCAGCCUGGGGGGACCCAACCCGCUACAACAGCAAGAAUGUGAACCUGUGGGACAAAAACAGCGCUACGCCUGGCCAAAGUCACAGUCAGCAGGCCCCACCACCGUCCAUGCAGCAACAGCCACCUAGAAGGCAGCAGGGCAUGCAGCAGGGCAUGCAGCAGGGCAUGCAGCACAGCAGGGACACAAACCCUAGCAACGCAGCAGUCGGCCCGGGUAUGUGGGGAGGUGCACAAUCCGUUGAUAAUGGUACCACUGCUUGGGGCCAGACAUCGGAUACAGCAAUAGGUUGGAGUGAACCAGAUGAACCUGGAAAAACUUCUGGCUGGGGGAACCCAUCACCCAACCCUGGUAAACCUGUCACAAAGUCGAUGGAAGGCUGGGGCGGGAAGGGAGAGGGAUCUGUGGCCGCCUCCCGACACCCCAGCUGGGACGAAGAAGAUGAUGGUAGCGGAGGGGUCUGGAACAGCACCGGCUCCCAGGGAAGCAGCUCCUCCUUUAACUCCGGAGGCUGGGGUCAGACUCACGGAGGAAAGAGAGGCAACAUCAAGGGUGGAGGAGGCGACAGCUGGAUGAACCCAGUGUCACGUCAGUUUUCAAACAUGGGUCUCCUGGGUGACGACCCAAGUGUUGAUAAGAAGAUGGAAGGAGACAAGAGAGGAAUAACUGACUAUAAUGGAGAGAUGAGGAGGGGAGGACGAGGUGGAGGAGGUUACCGAAUGCCUAGUUCCAAAGACAUGGGUCCUGUUGAAAUGGGGCCCUAUGGUGAAAAAAUGGGUGGCCACGGAGUGUUUGUUGGCAGUGGCGGAGGGAUGCCUCAGCCUCGAGGGAUGCACCAGCCUGGCAUGCAUCCCAUGAACCCUUCCCCAGGGUUACGUGCUCAAGUGCCUCAUCAGUUCCUGUCUGCUCAGGUGCCGGGUCCUAUGCUGAAGCAGAUGCCCUCUCCUGGCAGCAGCGUGGGUGGAGUGGUUGGAGGAGUAGGAGGCGUGGGAGGUGUCAGUGGCGUUGGAAGUGUCGGCGGGGUCGGCGGUGUUGGCGGAGGAAUGUUCCCUCCUCAGAUUUCCCCACAGCAGCUAGCAAUGCUCAGCAACAUUUACCCCCACAUGCAGCAGUUCCAUCUGGCUUGUCAACUCCUGCUACAACAGCAGCAGCAACAGCAGCAGCAGCAGCAGCUCCUGCAGAACCAGAGGAAGUUCCCUCAGCCUCAGCCUCUCAGGCAGCAGCCAGACCCACAGCAGCUGGCAAGGAUAAUGGCUAUUCUGCAGCAGCAAAGACAGCAUGGAGGAGUUGGAGGAGCAGCAGCAGGAGGGGGCUCCAAACUCUCUCCGUCUCACCUGGGCCUACCCAAACAGCCCAUGGUAGACCCCCUUCCGCAUCCCGGGAUGGGCAGCCCCUUAUCAGACCUUCAUGCCAAAACCCAAGGGAUGUACUCUGGGCUGGCCCCUGGCAGUAACCUGGCAGGACUGGAGCUCGGUCCCAUGAUGGGAGGGAUGAAGGACACAGGAGGACAACAGUCCCGCUUCAAAUGGAUGAUGGAGGGACAUUCUCCAGCUCCAUCUCCACCUGACACGAACCUUCACAAAAAUGGCCCUUUACCCAGCGCUAUAAAGGUGAGAGGAGGAUCCCCUUACUCCCAGUAUGACAUGCUGGGCAGUGAAGGUUUAGGUAUUCCCCCUCAAAGCUCAGCAGACAACUGGCACCGGACCCCCGGGAGUAAAAUGGGGAACAAACCUGCCACAUCGAGCUGGCCUCCAGAGUUCCAGCCCGGUGUGCCCUGGAAGGGAAUCCAGAGUAGUGGAGACCCAGAGUCUGACCCCUACAUGACCCCCGGUAGUGUUCUUGGUUCCCCAGGACCCCCAACCCUUAACGACUCUGACCACCAGUUACUGCGAGACAACAUAGGGCCAAACCCCUCCCUCAACACCUCGCUGCCUUCACCUGGUGCCUGGCCCUACAGUGCCUCAGACAGCCCCCUCAGCAAUGCACACAGCACAGGAAAGUACUCGGAGUACAAACCCAGCUGGCCCCCAGAGCCCAUCGGACAAAACAAGUUGUGGAAGACCAAUCGCACCAGCUCACAGCUGCCACGCCCCCCUCCUGGCUUAACCAAUCAGAAGCAGGCAUCACCUUCCCCAUGGGGUAGUGGAGGCCCGCGGUUAGCCCGGGGCUGGGGAGGGGGUGGGAUUAACCAAGAGUCAAGAUUUGGGCCAGGCUCAGCUUGGAGCGACGGUGUGGCCUCCAGAGGCAGUUGCUGGUUGCUGCUGAGCAACCUGACCCCUCAGAUCGAUGGAUCCACACUGAGGACUAUCUGCAUGCAGCACGGCCCCCUGCUGACUUUCCACCUCGGCCUGACCCAGGGCAGCGCUCUGAUUCGCUACAGCAGCCGGCAGGAAGCAGCCAAGGCCCAGGGUGCACUGCACAUGUGUGUACUGGGCAACACCACAAUCCUGGCGGAGUUCGUGAGUGAGGAAGAAGUUGCUCGCUAUUUUGCACAUUCCCAGGCCGGAGGGGCAGAGGGGGCCAGCUCAGGAGGGGCAGCGGCUGGCGGGACACAGGGCUCAUCUGGAACAGGCACAGCCGUGGCCAGCAGCGGAGGUAGCUCCCCGGGAAGUGAGCGGGCGUCAGCGGGCACAACUUCAGGUGGAAACGGAAACGGUGGCGGAGGAGGGGAAAGUGGAGGCGCAGGUUUAGGUAGUGUAAGGUCCCCCGGCUCCGGCUGGCAGAGUCUCGAUGGUACAGGCAGUUCUUCUGAAACGUCUUCAGCCCAAGGACCAGGGCUGGGGAUAUUUUCCCAGUGGAGCACUAACGGGGCAGGGGAGGGAGGAGGUGUCGGGGGAGUAGAGUCCGGGAGGUCCGGACUGUGGGGGGGCAUGACUGCGGGAUACCCCAGCAGCAGUCUGUGGGGGGCACCGCAAAUUGAGGAAAGGCACCAAAUGGACAGCCCUGCCGCUUUGUUGCCCGGCGAUCUGCUGGGAGGAGGAGCUGAUUCCAUCUGAAGAGCCCCACCCCCCACCCCCACCACUCUCCAAUUUGUACGUGUAGGUUUGGACACUGAUACGACAUACACUGGGAUACAUAUGUACUUACUAUAGCACACACACACAUUUACAUGGUAUGCAUAUUAAUGUACUACACAUUUACACACAUGUGCAUACAUAUACAUGGUAUGCAUAUUAAUGUGCACACACACAUAAAGCAGAAAUGUGAGACAUGCUUACACACAUUCUCGUGGCCAGACUUAAGCUAUUAUAUAAACAAAUGCAGGGACUGUUAGAUGUGUAUACAGCCUUUUUCCACAGAUGAAGAUUUCAACUGCUUAGACUUGAAACCUGAAAAAAAAAAAAAGAAUGAAAAGUCAGUUGGUCUGAAAGACUUGACUGGAUUGCAAUGUGCUUAGUAAAUAGGGGACUUUUCAACAGAUUUACAUACACAUGCACACACCAAAAACAGACAAGCCUUCAGACAGAUGGGCACUGUAAACAGCAUUACCUUCAUCGUAUAAGAGAUCUUAAAACUACUACAUGAUGUGAGGUUUAAAGUGCAGUUUGUAUUCACGUCUCCUUAAAAAGAAAAAAGGAAGAAAAAAAAAAAAAAAAGGAGACCGAAUCCAAACACAUGCAAACAGCUCUGAUUGACAACAAAACUGUAUCUUACUGUGUAUGUUGAGUUUGGGGUUGUUUUUUUUUCAGUUUGUUUGUAUGUAUGGUUUUAAUUUUUUGAACAGUGAAAAUAUUGAAAAAUGUCAUUGUUUUGUUUUCAAAAUGCUGACCUCCUACUGUUGUAUCUUGCGCACUCUUUCUCUGUUAUUCUCUCUUGAACAUGUUUGUUACUGUUGCAGUGAUAAAUGUUAAAAAUUGCUGGCAGUUUGAGGCUAUGUUGCAUUUCUCCAUGUGUGGAUACUGCGCACGGUGUCACACACACUAUGUGGACAUGAGUAUGAGUGAGACUGAGACCAAGUAAGUGGAUUAAACCACCACAGUUUUGUGCGUGUGUGUGAAUGUGAGGACAAUGUGUGUGUGCAUGUUACUGCCUGUCAUUAAUGUGGGCAAGGCUGCUUACUAUACAGAAGGUCUAUACAAAAUGUUUUGAGUGCAUUCGGUAUACUGCUGACUGUGUGUUAAGAAAUAUUGGCACUAAUGCUUUUUCUCUCAUUUGAAGUUGUUUGUUUUUUCUUUUUUUUUUAGCAGACUCGUCUUUUUUAUUGUCCGACCUGCAAUAAUAAAAAAAAAAAGAACAUUUUAAUGACACAAAGAGCUGAAGGCAUACGCGUUGAGAAAAUGGACAUGCCAAAUCUUAUCAAACUGUGUGGAACGGGAGGGAGGGGUGGGACGGGUUGUUUACAGAUGCAGAGUAAGAGUUACCGUACGUUUUUAAUGUUUUGUUGUUGUGUAUUUGUUUUAAAUUAAGACAGGCUUUAACACUCCUGUUCAGUGUUUUCGUUUUGAGAUUUUACAAAGGAAAAAUUUAUUUAAACAAAUGAGAACAAGAUUAAUAAAGAUGAAAGUAUUGGCUUCUAAA
This is a messenger RNA of Scomber japonicus (chub mackerel), 8157 nucleotides long. RefSeq names its product trinucleotide repeat-containing gene 6B protein-like. The record is from RefSeq and is a predicted model, not a curated record. NCBI's taxonomy places the organism in Eukaryota, Metazoa, Chordata, Actinopteri, Scombriformes, Scombridae. Gene Ontology annotation, biological process: positive regulation of nuclear-transcribed mRNA poly(A) tail shortening; miRNA-mediated post-transcriptional gene silencing. The coding region runs from base 324 to 6635 and encodes 2103 amino acids. The transcript is spliced from 21 exons. Gene Ontology annotation, cellular component: nucleoplasm; P-body. Gene Ontology annotation, molecular function: nucleic acid binding.